CGCCUCGUCCUCGCACAGCCUCCUCGAGUCCCCUCGUCCUCUCCGCCGGCUGCUCAGAGCUCACCGGUGCAAGUGGAAGUGGAAGCAUUCCAAUUCCAACGGCGGGAAUGGCGGCGGAGGGGAAGAGGAAGGGCGUCCCGGCGCUAGGAUGGUGGCUGAUGCUGGUCGGCUCCCUCCGCCUCGCCUCCGUCUGGUUCGGCUUCUUCGACAUCUGGGCGCUCCGCGUCGCCGUCUUCUCGCAGACGGAGAUGACUGAUGUUCAUGGCCGUACCUUUGGUGUCUGGACUCUUCUGACCUGCACGCUGUGCUUCCUUUGCGCACUGAACCUGGAAAAUAGGCCUCUGUAUCUGGCCACCUUCCUAUCAUUCAUCUAUGCUCUUGGCCAUUUCCUCACGGAAUACUUGAUCUACCACACCAUGGCUGCAGCAAAUCUGAGCACAGUUGGCUUCUUUGCAGGAACGUCAAUCAUAUGGAUGCUUCUACAGUGGAAUUCUCAUGGGAACCCUCGUGGUUCCCAUGCUGGGAAGCAGUCAUGACUAAUGCUUGGGUUGGUAGCUUGAUGUGGUCUGGCCGUCUGGCGGAGGAAGGAUGCCUGAAGAAAGCUCGCUGGAAAGCUGCCUGAUGGCUCUGCGCCAUUUGUACUUCAGUUUUCAUCAUUUUAUUUCAUUUCAUGAGACAUUUGUCCGACUGAGAGUGGGAAAGUUUCGAACAGUUGUGCCAAUAGUUAGGGAAUGACAAUUUUUGAACACUGAACUCUGGCUGAAUCAUGUAGCCAGGAGCUGUAAUAUCAUUCAGGCAUACUGCUACAGUGCUACCAAAGAAACAGAUAGCCAUUCAGAUUUACCUGUUGAGAGCUGAGAUGCCAAUAGGGCGGGUAUAGACAGGAGAUGUGGGUGUCUCAUGUACUUUUGUUGCAUCUGUACGAACCAAAGGGUGUUUGUACUCGGAUACUUUUGUCCUAUUGAUGCUGCAUGUUUUGUUCAUGA
Sorghum bicolor (sorghum) is the source of this 986-nucleotide messenger RNA. RefSeq names its product ergosterol biosynthetic protein 28. The coding region runs from base 108 to 536 and encodes 142 amino acids. The record is from RefSeq and is a predicted model, not a curated record. Lineage: Eukaryota; Viridiplantae; Streptophyta; Magnoliopsida; Poales; Poaceae. The transcript has 3 exons. Gene Ontology annotation, molecular function: protein-macromolecule adaptor activity. Gene Ontology annotation, cellular component: membrane; endoplasmic reticulum.